CCCGUUCAAUCACAUCACUCUCAUUCGUUUCUUUCCUGCAGAAGCUGCAGCCUCUCGAUGUCUCGUCUUCUCUUUACCGGCAGAACUCCAUCAUCAUCAUCAUUUCCUGUGUUGGCACGACAGUUUCCAUGACAUCCGAGGCAAGCGCGCCGACUAUAAAGGUGACUUUAACUGUUUUUUGCAGUAUUUUGGUGACCUAUUUUUCCCCGUGUCUUAAUGUGCACGCUCACCAGAGUGAACUGAUACAUGUGUGCGUGGCUUCACUGUGUGAGACGACUGUGUAUGAUGUUCCCGACGCACUGUGUGAGGGGAUGGAUGUUGAUGACAGUCCUCGACCUCCUGCUGCCGCCUGUGUGGAGUGCAGUGAAAGUGAUCCAGCCUUACAGAGCGGUGGGCAUCAAUGGCACCGCUCAGGUCCAGUGCUUCAUCCACCCUCAACCGUCCAACCACAUCCAAGCCUCUGGCGUAUACCCGUACCCCGACCCUGAGGAGGUCCGUGUGGCUCUGCUGGUGGGUCUCCACGGCAACCGGGAACUUUGUUCAUCCGUCGUCAACCUCACCAAGCACGGAGGGACAGGAGCGAAGAAGGACAGAGAGGUGCAGUGCUCCAUUCAGGUGAUAGAGGGCGCAAUGGAGGUGACAGUGUAUGGUCUCAAAGCCACAGACACAGAGCUGUACCGCUGUCAGAUAGAGAUCCUCUACCCGCCACCAUACCUGCGGCUCACCGGCAACGGCACACUCGUUCAUGUCUUAGGUGACUCUGACUGUCCUAUGCAGGAGCUUCAGGGAGCGCUGGCUCACCUGCGUGGCGAAGGAGAGGAGGGUGAGCGUGGUGAGAUGAAGGCUCCACUCAGUGCUCCUGUGGUAGUGCUGGUGACACUCGUCAUGUUUGUCCUCAUCAUCAUUAUUUACUUCCAGACAAUCCAGUGUCAACAAGGGAGGAGAGAGACAGUACAGACCAUCUCGGGUGGAUACUGUUGACUUAUGUGAAAACGUUGCAAGUGCAGAGCAGCGUCUGUAUCUGUCCACAGAUUAGCAUUACCAUGCCAUGCAUGCAUUGUUUCAGGAAUAGCGUUCAGGUCAGGUUUUGACCGUUUAUGAAAUAUCACCUCUGCAAAGAUUCUCUAGAUGUCUGUGCAUGUGGUGCCUCGUUGCUAACUCAAAUCUGCCUUUUACAGAUUUGUGCUUUGUUGUUUUAUGCUUUCAUUUCAAAAUUUGCUUUCAAGUCAUUAACGUGCAUCACGGCUAGAGAUUGUUUUCCUGCUUUGUACUGGCUAGUGUCAACGUUGUUGCCAUUGCAAUGUUCAUCAAAUAUUCAUGUUGGAUAUUUAUUUGAGUAAAGUUUCUUAACUUUUUUAAAUUCUUAAUUGUGAAUAAAUCAGCUUGGGAUGGACGACAUAA
This is a messenger RNA of Solea senegalensis (Senegalese sole), 1401 nucleotides long. RefSeq names its product CD28 molecule (gene cd28). Bases 247 to 981 code for a protein of 244 amino acids. NCBI's taxonomy places the organism in Eukaryota, Metazoa, Chordata, Actinopteri, Pleuronectiformes, Soleidae. The record is from RefSeq and is a predicted model, not a curated record. Gene Ontology annotation, biological process: T cell receptor signaling pathway; regulation of T cell proliferation. The transcript has 5 exons. Gene Ontology annotation, cellular component: external side of plasma membrane.